AUUCAAACUUCCGCCAUAGCUUGUGUGUGUGCUGUUGUCAUCGAUCUGCUGCUCUCUUUGGAGACAACGGGUCGGUUUCCAUUUGUCUGUUGUCUAUCGAUUAUUCACUUUUCCACGUUCUUUUCUCAGCGCAGCUAAUUUCAAAACGAAGCCUACCGCAAAAUGGAAGAAAAUGAAGAUAUUUGUGGAGUCGCGGUGGAAAAUAAAAAGGCGAAGCUUCGCAGGGUGUCAUCGCGGACCUCCACCUCCAGUGUCAUCAGCGCCGCGGAGCCUUCUCCACAAACACUUCGGAGAAACAACUCCAAGAAACCUCCACUGCAGAGAGGAAGCUCCUUCACCUUCCUCACCCCAGGGACGCCGUGGGACUUCAGUCUGAAGAGAAAGCGCAAAGAGAAGGAUGAUGACACAGUCAGCUUGUCCAGCUUCGACCUGAAGGAACCUAAUAACAAGCGUGUGCGACCACUGGCUAAAGUUUCUUCACUUGUCAACCUGAUUUCACCUUCGAAGAACGGAGCAGUUCGCCGCUUUGGUCAGACCAUCCAGUCCAUCUCAUUACGUGGUGAUUCCAAGUCACCGGGGAUGUCCCUUAGAGCCAGUAGCAAGACAGCAGGUCCCACCCCAACCAAACGGAGAAACAGCACGCUGUGGUCCGAGACACUGGAUGUUCACCAGAAGAGCACGUUCUCCACCAAAGAGAUCAAGAGACAAGAGGCUAUUUAUGAGCUUUACAGAGGAGAGCAGGACCUCAUUGAGGAUCUCCAGCUUGCAAGAAAGGCUUACCAUGAUCCAAUGCUGAAGCUCUCAAUCAUGACAGAAGAGGAAUUAGCUCACAUUUUCGGGGAUCUGGAUGCAUAUAUCCCCUUACAUGAGGACCUUUUAAUGAAGCUGACACAAGGGACUGGACCUGAUGGAACAGUGGCUCAGAUAGGGCAGAUAGUAACAGACUGGCUGCCUGGUCUGAAUGCCUACAAAGACUAUUGCAGCAACCAGCUUGCAGCCAAAGCCCUGCUCGACAAGAAGAAGCAGGACAAGCGAGUUCAGGACUUCCUGCAGCGCUGUCUGGAGUCUCCGUUCAGCAGGAAGCUGGAUCUCUGGAGUUUCCUCGACAUCCCACGUUCCCGCUUGGUGAAAUACCCACUGCUCCUGCGAGAGAUCCUCCGACACACUCCCUCUGAUCACCCGGAUGUUGCCAACCUGGAGAAAGCUAUCAGUAUAAUCCAGGAUAUUCUGUCUAGCAUCAAUGUGAGGAAAGGGGAGUCUGAGUGCCAAUACUACAUAGAUAAACUGGAGUAUCUGGAUGACAAGCAGCGGGACCCUCUCAUAGACAACUGUAAGACCCUGCUGUGUCAUGGGGAGCUGCGCAACAAGAGUGGCUUGAGGCUGCAUGUGUUCCUGUUCUCUGAGCUGCUGGUUUUGACCCGACCCGUGACACGUAACGAGAGGAGCUGCUUCCAGGUGUAUCGUCAGCCCAUCCCAGUGCGGGACCUGGCUCUGGAGGACCUGCAGGAUGGAGAGAUCCGCAUGGGGGGCUCCUUCAGAGGGGCUUUCACCAAUGGAGAAAAAGCUAAGAAUGUUUUCCGUGUGAGCUCUUCGGAUCCAACUCACGGCCAUUCCCACACCCUCCAUGUCAAUGACGUCUACCACAAACAGCAGUGGCUCAACUGUCUCCGCACUGCCAUUACCCAGCUACAGGGGGCACCACCUACAGCUCAGGGACAGGCCCUUAGAACCAAGCGCCGCUCCUCCACUCUCUCAGCCCCUGUUUAUGACCAAGGGACAAAUGAAAACUGCCCACCCAUGUCAGGCCCAAAACUCAGGCCUCAGACGCUGUCCAAAACCAGAUUGGACCAGAAGUUACAUGGCUCCCUUCAGAGGAAGGAGACUGGAGUGUAGACAUUUACCCUGAACAAAGGGUAUAAGCACAGACAUGUGCCUGGUUGGGUCACGUGUCUGUGCUCUGUCAGGGUUUCUCAUGCAACCACUGUUUAGUCCUUUUGCUUCAUCUGUAGCUGCACUGAAAAAAGCCUCCCCGAUCAUUUCCGUCCAAAUGUUUUGUCCAGUCUUUUUCAAAUGGUGUCAUUAGUUUACAAAAAGACAAUGUUGUGACUUCAGUGUAUGUUUACACCACAUAAAUGUCUGUGGAGUUAGGGUUUUAUGUGUCUGCUACCUAAGUUAAACAUUUUUCUACCAUUUAUAGCUCUUGAGAUUCUGUUUUGCUGCCCUGUAAUCAAUGUCAGUGUCAGUGCAUGUAUUUUAAUGUGACUAUGUGCUGUUAAGUGCUAUCUAUGGGAUCAAGAAAAAAGGAAGCAACUGAGGAGUAUAAAAAAUAUUUCCGUCAGAUUCUGGUUAAGAUAAAGAGCAAAACAUGAGCAAGAAGACUGACAAUUCAAAAGAAUCUACGUAGAUGUGUUCAGAAUGAUUUGAUCAGAAAAAUAAAAUCAUUAGUUUGUGUUGGAGUUGUGUCCCGAGUAUGAUUUACUUUGAGAUUGUAAACCAAGGUGGUAUCAGUUGUACUUUGGCCCUUCAGUCACUUCCUUUUAUUGUUGACAGAUCUGCGUGGCCUGUUGCGACAUAUGUAGGGGAAAUGGAAGCUGAGGGAAAUGACGUCUACAAAUGUCUUUUGAGGGGAAGUCAAAAUCAGUUAAGCACAAUUUUCAGUUAAAAUACAAGUUAAAGGUUGUAAAUUCUUCAAAAUGGAUCCAAUAUAGGUUGUCUUGAACUAGUACUAGUGAACUACUUUAGGCUGAUGGAA
This is a messenger RNA of Sphaeramia orbicularis (orbiculate cardinalfish), 2752 nucleotides long. Its product is annotated as neuroepithelial cell-transforming gene 1 protein-like. Bases 163 to 1893 code for a protein of 576 amino acids. Lineage: Eukaryota; Metazoa; Chordata; Actinopteri; Kurtiformes; Apogonidae. Gene Ontology annotation, molecular function: guanyl-nucleotide exchange factor activity. Gene Ontology annotation, biological process: positive regulation of Rho protein signal transduction; intracellular signal transduction. The transcript is spliced from 12 exons. The record is from RefSeq and is a predicted model, not a curated record.